This is a messenger RNA of Macrosiphum euphorbiae (potato aphid), 954 nucleotides long. Lineage: Eukaryota; Metazoa; Arthropoda; Insecta; Hemiptera; Aphididae. The record is from the annotation of a GenBank genome assembly.
AUGUGGUCAUCUUCAUCAUCAAGUUCUUCUGACGGCGACGACGAGAAUAUUAUCAUUCGUCGAAGAAGAAUAUUCCGUCCAAGAAUUAAUAAUAAUUUUAUGGCUGAAUAUGAAUACAACGAAUGGUUCAGAAUGAACUCAGUGAAGUUGGAGUACAUUGUCAGCAGUAUAGGGCAUCUUCUAGUUCAUCAUACAAACAGAAAUCAUGCAUUAUCCCACAUUCAACAAGUAAAUUUAUGCUUACAUUUUUUGGGAAGUGGUACUCAGUAUCACUCUAUUGGUGAUAUGCAUGGUGUAUCAAAAGCUACUGUUUGCCGUGUAGUGAGAAAUGUGACAAAAGCCAUAAAUGAGGUACUUUUUCCACAAUUGGUUCGAUUUCCAAAUGAUUUGGUAACUGUUGUUCCACAUUUCCAUAGUAUAGCUUCAAUACCCUUAGUUGUAGGUUGUGUUGAUGGGACGGUAAUUAAAAUUGACGCGCCAUCGAUAAAUGAACCGGUGUUUGUUGAUAGACAUGGAAAUCAUUCUGUUACGUGUACAGCAGUUUGUGGACCGACUAUGCAAUUUUAUUAUGUAAAUGCAAACUGGCCAGGCUCAGUACAUGAUGCUAGAGUCUUACGCAAUAUAUCAUUAUGGGCUAAAAUGGAAUCAGAUUGGAGACCAAUUGAAAAUGGGAUUAUACUUGGCGAUAGCGCAUAUCCUUUAAGAGAUUGGCUAAUACCACCUACUAUAAGAAACCCAAAUGAUGCAGCAGAACUGUCAUUUGUUCGACGUCAUAAAAAAACAAGACGAAUAAUUGAAAAUGCAUUUGGAAUUUUAAAAGGAAAGUUUCCAUGCUUAAAUUACAUGAGACUUGGACCAGAAUUGACCUGCAAUAUAUUUCAAGCAUGUACUGCCUUAUGUAAUUUAGCUAGAGAAAAUGAUGAAGAUAUUAUGUUGGAGGAAUUUGAAUUUUGA